AUGCACGAGGUGCACGAUGUCGAACACGAAUUCUCUCUCCCACGUACGUCAGCGCGCGACCGCGAUCGUUACCGAUUGUUGGGUAACAUGACGCGACGACCGGUUUGUCGGGGGCCGCAAAACGGCUCGGCUGGCUGGAGGCCAGACGCCGGAAAGAAGGGCGACGCGCGAAGUCGACCAGCUGACCCAAUGUGUCCGGAGGACGAGUAUGACCUCGAUGGAGUUUUAUCGAAUAAUGUUAGAGCUUCCAGGAUAGAAAGGGAUCUGGAGGGAGUGACCACGGUCCUCUUGGUACCGGCACGUCCUGGAAAGUCCGUACCACCUGUUGGAAUAUUGACAAAAACGGCACGAACGUUCGUGCAAGAUGGUGCGAGUACAGAAUUCGCCACUCAGGUUCUGGGCACGACCUUGGAUAACGGUCGCCUCUACGCGAGAAUUCUAUCUACGUCCAGCAGAGUGUUCUAUGAUAGAGAAUCGGCGCCGGAUCCGUCGAGUCCCUACAUCGUUUACCCGUCGAGGGCGCCGGAAAAUGAUUGGCGGCUUCGGGUGGCCCUUGACAACGCGCCAAUCAGAGCUAUCGAAGAGAUCGAAGUGCUGAGUGGCGACAUUGACGCAGAAAAGAAAAAGGAAUUCGGGAAUACCUCGAAACUGGACGAACUGUCUAAAGAAAAUGACAUAUUCAAUAAAAGAGAGCUGAACGUGGACACGCAGAGAUUUAAACCGGCGAAAGUUCGACCAGCCGAUAAUCUGCCCACUUACACCGUCAAACACGAAUACGUGUCGAAUAACUUUGAUUCGCUCGACGAUGCGCAGUCGAAGACCUUCAGGCCGCGAGUGCCGAAGAUCUUUAAACCGCAGGUGAAAACUCCGCCGCCGAGGAAGCUGGAUAUAAAGCCUCUUGCCACGGUGACCUACCACGGCUUCGCGGAUUUCACGACCACGGUCGGCGACACCGUCAUCGUUUUUUCACCGAGCACGUCGCCGGCGCCCAUGGGACGUCCCGCCACCACGAUCAAAGGCGACGCCACCCUUCGUCCGGAUGACGGUGUCGCGGUAUCGAAGAUCCGGCCUACCACCGUGAUGGAACACGCGAGAACCGAUCGGCCUUACGAGGGUGAUCGGAAGCACGGCUCGGACGAUCAGUUUCUGAGCGCCAUCAAUCGCGGCAACAUUCAGCCAAGCGUCACCGAGGAAAUCGAUGCCGAAUCGUCCAAGAGAUCCACGGAACCACUACUGCUGGUGCCCGAUGUCGAGACGGGAUCGUUGAAGCCGACGGGUCUUCUGAAAGUCGUCGAUUCCACUACCUCGUCGGACGGUACCACGACUCAUUAUAAGAGCCACAUUUAUGGCACGUAUAUUGGCACGAAUUAUGCGCAAAUCAUUCACACAUCUUCGAACGUGUACUUCUUCCCGGAUGAUGCCACCGCAACGUACGGUGAUGACACAACCGUGGAUUACGGUACGACCGAAACGGAAUCCGACGAUCAGGAUACUACGGUCGAAUUGCCUUCUACCACGCCGACGACCAUCACGACCAGCGAAGACGAGAUGAAUGAACUGACUACGCCGUUGAGAGGCACGACCGACAGUGUUUUAACGACACUGAAGGACAUCUUAGAAAGCGCGAGAAGAGUAUUGGGAACGACCGAAUCGGUGCUACCGACUUUAGACGAUGAAAUUCCUAACGACAUCGUGCCAGGAGAUCCUCAGGGUCGUAGCAUCAAAGGCGGAUCUUCACAAAAUAAUCUUCGACCCGGACUUAAGCACGGAUCUGGUUCAGACGCGGAAGAGAAAGCGACAUUAACUACUAGAUUAUUACCGUCCACCGUCUACAAGACAUUCACGUACUUCACAACCUUCUUCAUUCCGGGCGACAGCGAUCAGACUACGACUUCGAUACGUUCUCGGGAGGUAGUCUCUUCCGAGGUAACCUUCUUGACAGAAUUAAUUCGACCUACCUCGACCAAAAAUUUGAUUCGUCCUACUACUUCUUUGCCGUCAGGCACAAGGCACCGAACACCGAGCCUGCCUGAUGAAAUCGAAGAAGAGCAAACUACUAAACAAGAUGAGGAGAUAGAGCUCAUUUUCAAGACCCUAUAUACGACGUAUACAUAUUUAACGACGUUCUUCCAAGAGAAUACAUCUAGCGUGUCUAGUCGGCAAGUUGUCGAGACUAACGUUAUCACGCAGACUGUUGGGCCAAACGGUGUUUCCGCUGUCGUCGCCAGUCUCUUCGGAAAAGAUGAAUCCGCUCUAAUAUCGCCAACGACGAUAUCGCAAAAUAUCUUACCGUCGGUAAUAACGAACGCUCGUACUCCUGAGGAGUUUAACAAAGGCACCGAGCCUGACGAGACGACGGAAGGAGGUCUAACUACUUUCCAGCAACAGGAUACCACGGUAAACGAGAACGUUCCGACGGAAUCCAUUACGACUGUUGAUGAUUACGAGACGUCCGAUGGAUGGACCACCGAUUUAGAACCUAGUCCCACUCCAGCUAUGGCGAGCGCAGCGGUAAAGGAACAGGUGAAGACGUAUUAUACGACGUACACGUACUUUACCACUAUUUUUGUGGACGACGAGACAGAAAUCGAGACGCGAACCGAAGUCUUCACUAACGUCGUUACGGAGACUAUAACACCAACCAAGGUUCAAUCGGCUCCGCAGAAAACGGCUCGGCCAACGUCACCGAGAUCUGAACCUGCCGAAAAUAAGCCUGCACCUCCGCCAGAAAUUUUAGCUUAUCUAGAAGCUCUUCAACGUCAGAAAUCGCAAGAAGAGGCACUUUUAUUAGCAAAAAAAGUCCAGCAAGCUAACACCGAUCAAGUAACGCGUCCUGACGAAACUACUGAAAGCAAUACCGAGACUACGACAGAGGUGCCUACCACCUUGGAGGAUCGGCCCACAACUGAGCGUCUGUUCCGCAACUUCCAAGUAGGCGCACAAGUAACGCCCAAUCCUCCAACCGACGUGGAAGUUCUAGGCUCUAUGAUCACGGACGUCGUGUCCUCUUCCAGCUCUGGUGGUGGCACUGUUUUAGACGUGGACAAGAGAAACAUCGUUCCUGAGGAUCAGGAAUUGUCGGAGUCUAAUAACCAUGAGGUAGAGCCCGCACCGACGUUGCUUCUGCAGACCAGCUACACGACUUUCACGUACUUCACGACAAUGUACAAGGGCGACCAGACGAAUGUCGCCAGUCGUUUGGAAACAGUUACGAAUGUUGUCACGGAAACUUUGAGGCCAUCCCUCGUGGUGCCGGUUCCAACCAGCACACAACCGGUAACAUAUUUCACGACCUUUACAUAUUGGACGACGUUCUACAAGGGUGGUGAUACCAUAACCACCAGUCGCGAGGAGACAGUCAGCAACGUUGUCACCCCGGGCGUCUCGCCCACACCUACAGUGGAGCUCGGCGUGAUAAUGACUUACACGCCGACUGUAAAUUCGCCAUCGGAGGACGAAUCAGCUAACGAAGAGGAGUCCAAGAUCACGGCUGAUAACGAAGUGACACCUCUGGGCAGCGGUGUGCCUGAAAAAUCUAUCACGAACGAACCGAUUGCAACCAAACCUGAUAACCAGAGCGCCGUGAACGCUUCGUCAAUUUCGCCCGAGCCCACGACCUUCUACACUACAUUCACUUACUUCACUACAUCUUACGUCGGAAAUGAGACGAUCUUGAACAGUAGAUUGGAGACAGUAACUAGCGUAUCGAUACCAGACAUUGCGACGCAACAGGCGACUGGCCGCGCGAUCGGUGGACCUGUGUAUCCGUCGAUUCAGACAAUAAAUACUGACGAGAAAACCGUGAAACCGUCUAAGGUGACCGAUUCGUUGAAAACGGGCUUGAUUUCGACGAUACGUUCGAGCGAAGUACACCAAGAUACCACGACUCACUACAUGACAGAUGUAUACGGUACUUACAUAGAUGGAUAUUACGCUCGAGUGGUAAAGAGCUCGACGAGACUAGAAACUCCGCCGUUAUCUUCUUCGUCGAUAGCCACGCCGGUUCUUCCUACGGGAGUUCUAUCUUUGAAUAAAGGAAGCGUGGUAGAUGCCGACGAAGUCACCACCGUUUACUUUACGACUAAACAAAUCGGCACGCUUUUCGAGGGUACCUACGCUAAGGUGAUCGAAAGUACGUCAAGCACGAAGAUAGACGAGGAAAGAAAAGCGAGUAUUCCGCCGACUCAGGGUCACCGAACUGGCCUCGUACGCUUGAUUCAAGGCCAGAUGGAGAAUAACGGUACCACCACGUUUUAUCAAUCGAAAGUGAUUGGCACGAGCAUUGAAGGAAGAUAUGCUCAGAUUAUCGAAAGUACUUCUAGCUUCUUUGUACCGAGUUCCACGGCGAACAUCGCGCCGACUUCCACGCUACCUCCGAGUCAAUCGACAGGUAUUCCGGGAGUAUCACCUUCGCCCGCCGUUAUUCAAUCCUCUUUAUCUGAAGAACACACAGAUUCUGCUGAUGAAGACGAGGAUUCCGGUCAGGAUGAGGAAGAUGAUGAGGAGGGCGAGGAAGACGAUGACGGACAAAGUUCUAAAAAGAAAUCACGAUUGACAUUCUCCACGAGAAAGAGAACUUUCACACCUGUGAUAAGGCCGUUCGCCUCCAGGAACAGACCGACCUUCAAUCCGAAACGCAAAGGCGCGCAAGCCGCGACGACUAUUACCAGAACGGACAUAACUCCGACAAUAACUGCCACUUUGGCCGGUAAGGGCAACAGGUUUGCAUCAUCGCGGGGUCGCGUCACAUCGCCAAUCGGCCCGUACUCCUCGACGUUAUCUCCGUCAGGUUCUUCCAGAAGAUUUUCAGGCAGACGCGGAACCGCCACUACUACUUCGAGCUCGGCAUUUCCAGCGGGCAGUACCCGAGGCAGAGUACAACCCAGAAUAACCCCGUCGUCCGUGUUUCAAAGCAAUCGACGCGGUCCCACGUCGGUGAGAGGAUCCUCCUCCAGAGUUGCAACUCGCGCUUCGAGUUCCGCGUUUCCCGGUGCCUCGUCGAGAUACCGUUCAGGUAUUCGACCGUCGUCGACGUUACUGAGAGGGCAACCUACUGCCAAACACGACGAUCAAGAGAACGACGCGAAUGAGUUUACCACGACCACGCUCGUAACGGAUGAGACGCCGUUUACAGAAGACUUCGACGGUGAAACCGUCACCACUCCUCUGCAAACUACGACAGAAUCAUCUAGAAGAUCGACGAAUCCGCUCCUGAGAUUCCGCAGACCUAUUAAUUUAAACAGCAACGGCAGAACGGUAACUACCUCAAGACCACCGACGACUACAACUCCGAGACGAUCGGGAAAUUUAAAUAGGCCAAGCGCGCCAACGGUUCCUAGAGUAACCAAUGGACGAACGAAUACCAGAGCAACUCCUCCGGUAUCUACGAGAACGCGACCGAGUAAUACAGGUUUGUUCCCACCACGUGGAUUUCUCGGCAGAAAGCAAGAAGUAGCUACCGAAGAGCCAACCGAAGCAAAUGAGGGACAAACUGAAAGUAACGAAGGUUUCGAGGACGAGCCCGUUGAAGAAAUAUCGGACAAUGAUUACGAAGGAUCGGAACAUGAAGACAGAAGAUCUAACGCGAAUGUGAAUCGUCGUUCUGGAAAAGCUGCUGGACCCGUCGUACAAAUUAGACCUUUCGGAGCUAGAACAAGAAGAGUUCGUCGUCAGGCUAGCCAGUUGAGGGCAUACAGCAGCCGUUUUCGUAGACCCGCUCAGUCCUCUUCUGCAAAAGCGGAAGAGAGAUCUGAUUCAUUAGACGUCGCAGCGAAUAAAGAAGACACUAUAAAAGUAGCAAAACCUAUCGCUCGUUAUAAUAAUCGCGCGCGAAGUUUAACGUCACCACAACCGCAGAAGACAUCUAACAGUCCCGAUCAAACAGCGGAAACGUCGGAGUUAUCGAAUCAGCAGAGUAAACCCAGAACCAGAUCAAAGCAGCCUAAUGGAAAUAGAAAUGGAUCUGUCAGAAUAAAACCAUCACCGGCAUCAAAUAAUGGAAGGCAGUUUACAUUAAGGGAAAAGGACUCAUCUUCGAACAGAUCAACGUACAAGAGGCCAACUACCAGUCCGAGAACGAACGGUAGAUCUACAAGUAAACCCGAAAACGGAAGAGUGAGGCCACCGAGACUUCGAAAUGAAUCUACUAAAUCAACGGGAUCAACGAAUUCUCGAAGAGUAUCGUCGUCUCGCUCAAGAUCGACGAACGGAAGAAACGGGAACAACAGGAGGGUUUCUACAAGAGGUAGAGGAUCUUACGAGGACAUUCGGGAAGCGCCUACCGUAUAUCCGAACUACGACGGCACCAUAACUGUGACGCAUUAUGUACCGACGGAGGUAACAAUUCCUGUGGUGAACAACGGCGUCACGGAACAUCGAAAUAUUGUAACGGCACAACCUAGCACUGAAGUCCUCGGGCCCUCUCAGUAUAGCACGGUAACAGUUGGAGACGGAAAGCCGCUCGUGGUGAUCGUUAGCGAAGUAACGGGUACCAAUGUUCAAGGCCAGGCCGAGGUUACACGAUUCUUGCUGCACGAGACACCCACCACUCGUAUCUCGCACACCCUCACGAGCCUCGGUGGCCGUCGCGUCUCUCAAUCGGUUAUUAUACCCACGACGGUAUACUCCGUGGAGAACAUAGUUUCUACGGUACAGCCUUCCUUGCCCGGCAACGCUCCCCUCGCCAAUAUUCUUCUCUCGCAAUUACUUCUGGGUCAAUUAGGUCAACCGAAUCCUCUGUUACAAACCCAAGCUACACCCACCACGCAGUAUAACACACGCACCACCUCCUACGUCACUACAAUAACGAAACAUCAGAGCACUAUCAUUCCCCUCACCUUUCGCGGGAAGGAGAUUCUGACGACUUUGGUCGAUUCCUCGACCGACGUCGUUACCGCGACGGAAUUCAUCACGGACACCGUCGUGGUGACCCCAACGGUCGCGAUACCGGCGGCCAACAUAAAUUCCCUCCUGUUGUUGCUGCAACAACCGCAGACGCAACCGCAGAACCCCAAUCCAUUGCUGGAUCCUCUGUUCGCGGCUGCUCCGUUCACGCAGAGUAACACCUUACCGGGCGAAGUUGAGAGAAGACAUCAGCCGGCCGAUUCCGACUACAGGCACGACAGCUACGAGUAUGACGAGGAGGACGACGUGGAAGACUAUCAGAAGUCAUCCAGGCCACGCGGGCGCGGUAAAUCGAACGACAAGAAGAAGGAGACCAAGGCCUCCGCAGCCAAGUCAAAAGUUGAAUCUAGCGUGGUGACGCUCUACGUUUCCGGCCGCAGACCCGGGGAAUUCAGCACUGUUCUGAGUACCGUGAAAAUCGACGAUUCCGCCACCGCGUCCAGAAGACGAAGAGACGCUUCGGAAGGAGCGGUCGAGGUUCGACCUUCCGUACCGCCGUCGUUGCACGCCGGACCGGUAGCCGUUGCCAUUCUGGCGGGAAGCGAAGAUAUCGACUCACACGCACCAACACAAAGUCUCGAGAGCGUAGUGGAUGAGCGGAACGCCUUUGCAGGUAAUCUCUACGGUGAAUCGGUGCAAUACGGAAGUAGGAAUAUUGAACUCAACAGAGAAGGUACCGUUGACACAUGGUCCACAAGUGAGGAUUAUAUAAAUAACGGAAGGAUCAACGAUGAUGACGAAUCUCUUGGAGAGGCACCGCGAAAGCGUGUUAGAAUUCGAGUACCCGUCGUGCGUAGCAGAACUGCUAGGCAACAUAAGUUUACGGUCGUUAGACGUAGACCCUUGACACCUUUGACACCUCGCGUCACGUCUACCACGCAUGCACCGCGAAGAAUCGUGGUGACGCGUGUCAGAACUCUCGGAUCGGGCAGCUCGAUUUAUCCGACCGACGCACCGGCAGAAUACGGCAGUUAUCAGUCUACUGGUUUUGGAAGGCACAAAGUAACUAUAACAAGGCGUAGAAAGCUUCAAUCUACGCCGACGUCAAGCAAAAAUAAAGUUAGAGUUACCAGAAAGAAAUUAGUCGCGGUGCGUCCGAUACAACCGACGUCGACUUUUGCCGUUAUCACUACUGGAUUCUUCACCGCGCCUUCUUCCGAAUACGAUGAGUAUUCAGAUGAGGAAGAGUACGAGGUUGUUAAAGGAAAAGAUCAUUCCGUCGUUACUCCCGGUCUCGAAGAAACGCCGAACCUUAUUGACAACAAACCAGACGAGGAGGCGAGUCUUGUAUCGUUGGAUGCCAGCUCUGCCGUAUCUAAACAAGGCAUAUCAGACACGCCGGUGAUUAUCACCGACAAUUUUUUCUUUCCUCCGUCUGACAACGAGGAAGAUGAAGAAUAUGAAGAUGACACAAGUACUACGACUGAAAAUGCAAAUAAAAUUACAGUUUUAAUGAAAGACGAGCAUCCCACAAUUUCUCCCGAGGACGAAGAUAAUAUUGUGUCUAAUAAGAGCGAUGUUGAGAGUGACAAUAUUACUGUAACGACACCGAUCAGCCAAACUACAUCAGCAAAACCGUCCGAGGAGCAGACAAUAAAAACGCUUCAAGAAUCCGAUAAUGCAUCGACAAGUAUAACAGAAUCGGUACCAACUACCGAACUUACACGUAUUCAAGAAGAUGGUGACGAUAAAUUAGCACCAAAAGAGCAAACCACUACCAUUGCCACUCUUGAAGAGCAAACUACUUUCAUGGACAUCACUACAAAUGUGUUCGAUGAAUCCACGAGCCUCCCCGAUAAAGAAAACAUUACGACGGAAGAGCAUAUUUCAUCAGUUACCGAAACGAUAGAAAGUAAAGGACAAGAAUCAAUCGAAGCUCCUGAAGAUUCUACAGAACGUAACGUGAUGCCCGAAACGAUCAGUGAGAACCCGGAAGAGAUACCGACAGUGCAUCCCAUUCAACCGGAUGUCAUAAUUGAUUCUAAUUCGACCCAGAUUUCUCUAAUCGGAACGGUCGUCCCAUCUGAUAUCGCGAUCGCGCCGAGCUUCGAGAGCGUUAUACCGCUUGAGACUACGAAAUCACGCGACACCGCUACGUCAAAUUAUCUCGACGACUCGUACGUACCAAGCGUGAUACCCCUCGGCUCAAAUUAUACCCGCGGAACUAAGUCCUCGUCGGUCUCCGCGACGAAAGUCACGAGCGAGAUCGCUUCGCCUACGCCGGAGGAGAUCGAGGCCGGGCUAGCGGAUGAUCUCUAUCUGUCGUUGUCUCGUCUCGAUUUCCCCGAGAUCUUGCCGUCGAAGUCGAGCACGAUCGAUCUAGAGACCAAAUCCACGCCGGACCUCGCGUUGGAGCCCAGCACGAGCGUUUAUUACACGGAGACGGUAGUGACGUCGACGCGACUGAGGACGUAUACGUAUGUGGUGACGCAACUUAACGGACUGGAGACUAAAGUGACAUCGUCGACGACCGUACGACCGAGAGUGACGACACUUACGUUGACGGUGCCGGUCACGGUGACUGUCACUCCUACCGUGGAGUCGUCAGCCGGCUUCGUAUCAUCUGUGUAUAAUCCAGUACCCGUUGCCGGAGAAUACGAGGCGAAGGAUGAGGAAGAGGGGCGCAGGUUCAAUUUAGCGACCCGCGUAAUGUCGAAUGGUGUGGAAGUCAUUGUCGCCGGGCCGACUCCGGCUCUACGAUGGGAAAACUCGAAUCCACAACCCACCCUCACCUUGUCAGAAGCGGUGGUCAUGCUCCUGCCACAGGAUAAGCCGAACGAGUUUGUCACGAAAACUUGCACAACAACUUUCACGUACCUCAACACAAUUACCAAGGAUGGAACGACUACCGUUUCCACUGAGCAGCAGGUGGUAGCAAACACAGCGACAGAGGAACGGCACAGAAAACCUGGCUCCGAAACAGCAGCCGUGACUCUGGAUAUGUCUCCGACUCUACGUACCGAAGUAUUUAAAACGACCUACACGUAUCUGACUUUGAACACAGAUCAUCCGGAUGUGAAUGAUGCCUUAGAAAGUAGUACGAAAGUCAUAACGAACACGGUUACCGCGCCGCAACAUUACCUAGACAUGAUUCUCGAGCCAUCAGAGGCUCCGCGACCGGAAACCAAUACAUAUCUCAGUACCAGAGUGUUAGAAAAGACAUUUAUGGAAGAAGGUCGGACGAAAACAGAGACGGUCAGCGACACGAUUACCCAGUUGAUAGUGACAGAAUCAGCACCUCCGCCGCGACCAACCAGCGUCACAACUACCCUGACAGCCUUGGACAACACCGACGGUAGCGUGACAGAUAUGACUAAGACGUAUUACAUCACGUACACGUAUUUCAAUACAUUUUUGGAGAAAGGUAGCACGGUAGUUCGCACGAACGUAGCCACGUCAACCGACGUGGUACUGGAGAAAGUGCCGGUGCGAAAAACGACCAUGAAAACAACUCCGGUUAAUCCUACGCCGGAGCCUAUACAGAUCUUUGCUACUAAAACAUACCUUACUACAUUCACUUACUUCACGACUUUACUACAGGCUGGCCCGGAUGGUGAAACGUCAACGACCGUGACGUCUCGUUCGCAUAUCGUUGAAAACGUUGUGACGGAGUCAAUAGCCCCGAGUUUAUUAGACGCCGGAUAUAUGAACGCCCUAUUGACGACCGCACAUCAUUCCGAUCCGGUGAAAAACGUCGUCACGGGCUCGACUAUUAUCUUCUUUGACGAGGAGGACCAGAUCGAUGCAACUGCGACUACGAAUCUUCCACAAUCAACCUCUACUGCGGAAAUAAAAAAGCACGAAAAAAGUCCUACGAACACGACAAGUGUGGACAAGUCAACGGAAACGACGUCGGAGGAUGCUAGCUCUGAUAUAAAGCCAGAAGAUUCAAUUGAUAAAAAGGAUAAUAAUGGUACUACGCUGUCAAGUGACGGACCACAAAAUAAGCGGCCGAGUUCUCAAUCCGGAGACGAUGGUUCAGUUAGUAAGCCUCUCCUUAGUCUGGGUUCCUUAGGAAUAAACAGCUUAUCCGCUUUGGGACCAGUAAUCACAGCGAUGGCCGGAUUAUUGCAAGGAAAAACCGCGGCUACUCGUAGAAACGACAGCGUGCCUGUCGCAGAGAUCCAGGAAGUUACAACGCAACGAUCACCGAUCUACAUACCCGUCGCAGAAUUUGCUGACGGUGAUAUAGAAACCGCCGAAAGCCAACACAUCGCUGCCCAUCUGGCAAAUCUCAAUCAUAAUUAUAUCGCCGAGACGCGCCACAAGGUGACCAGCAGUCUCGCCGACGGUAUACCGAUAUCUCCGGGUGAAGUAAUCACCGCAAACAGCGAUGUUAUCAUAGGAAAACCGGGCAAAAUGGCGCCAAGACCGCCGCAGACGUAUCUAAAGGACGAAGGGCACAUCGGCAUGAAACCACCACCGAUACCGGUACCGAAUAUUCCGGUACAUCCUGUAUUAGAGGUCCUGGAGAACGAUGACGACGUACAAGCUCAACAAACCGCGCAAGACGCGCAAGUGCAGAUUUUGCCGGCCCAUCAGGUUUACGAAGAACAUUUGAAAGUACCGGUUUCCAUUCCUCUCGAUGCGAAUCAUCCGACAGGUCCUAAGCAGCCUCAAAAACUGCUUCCCGUUCAAUCGUCACCGCCUAAAAGAAUCACAUCGAAGCAGGAUAUUCUGGAGAACGAUCCCUUGCUAAAGCCGCCCAACAGACCAAACGUAGAACAGUACGCGAAUCCUAAUGUAAAUCACAAAAUUCCGGAAUGGAAUCCGGAUAAAUAUAGAAGACCCUGGAGCGCCAAAGAUCCCUUAACGCCACCUGCGAGACUUGACGAAAUUCAUCCGGACAAGUCAAACGAAAAACCACAUCCGACUUCGGUCAUACCUUCGGGAGAACAGAAACGACCGCCGUGGGCACAAAAAGAUCCUCUAUUACCGGAGAGUUCUAUCAUCAUACAGGAUUCAGAGCCAAAACCGAUUCCUACCGAGCCGAUUGUCCAUCAGGUCCCGCAUGUCAUUGACAGAUCGACGGGGCAACCUUUAUUAGUCAACAUUCAACCCAGUCAAGUAGCUAAUGUCGUAAUUCCUCAAGGCGGCACACAAGCUCUGAUUUUCGGAGAUACUAACGAACCUCAUAUAAGUGGUCAAUAUUUUGACGAUCCAUCGCCUUAUCCAGAACCUGAAGUUGGACCAGGUUUCGUUGGUAUCCAAAAGGGCGAAGAUUUUCCUCAAUAUUCAAAUGAGAAGAAUCCAGCCCAUUACAUGAUUCCCCCAUCACCAUCUACCAACUUCAAGACUUCGUCUCCAAAACCAGGAUUCUCUAAUCGUCCGCACGCUGUUCUAUUGUCACCUAUACGCGGGAGACCGCAGGAAGUGCCAGAGACGCCUGUACUAAGACCCGAUAAGAGACCAUCGGAGAUUCAUUUGAUCAAACGACCUGACGGAUCCGGAAAUUCCGGUCAAGGCCACGUUCAUACAGAAAUUCUUGUACAUCACAAGCCGGAGACAAUAAACGUUCGACCGCAAUCCGCUCCUCAUCCGCCUGCCCAUUCUCAUGCACAUUCCGCCCACCAACCGCCAGUGCGUGGCCAUUUUUCGAAUGGUCAAACCUCGAACCAAGCUCCACCAAGGCGCGUGGAAGUCGCGCCGACCGAAGUUCCGCAUCGAUAUAUAUUCCUAGGAAAGCCAGAUGGAAACGAGAUAACGCUAGGCACCAACUGGAAAUCCGACAAGAAACCAAUCAGAUUCGCUCUGAAUAAUCGACCGAGGCCGCGACCGAGACCGACGACCAAUCGUCCCUUAGAUAGACACGUCUUCGUGGAACGACCUACUGGAUAUCCGCCGAUUAGAAAACCAACGUAUUCUGGACCACAAAGGCCUCCGGUGAAAACGCACAACACCUUUGCGUUACCGCAUCGCCCACCAAUGAGUUCUCAAUCUCAGGAACCUACUCGGAUUACGUCUAAUUUGUUCAAUCUUCAGAUUGACAAUCAGAACAGACCACCGCAUAUUUAUCCGGAUAAGAACGUAGGUAAUGUCGCGUCGCCAACUGAGCAGAACGAUCAUGUGCCUACUGGAGCGAUAGAAUAUCACAAUCCUUUACAUCCAAAUCCGAUAUCAGAGGAAAACAAACAUUCUCAAGUAUCCGCUACGAAAACGCAGCCAGGAGAUAAUCAUGAAAAGUGGCAGACUAAUACAGAGCAAUUGGAUUCUGACAUCGGUGCCUCGGAAUACGUCAAUUAUCAGAAUCAUUAUUACGGAAAAGGAAAUAGGAGUCAAGAAACCGACGAUCAGGAUAAGAAAGGUAUGAUAGAUUCUCAGAGCGUUAACCAAACUCUGAAAUCGCAAACCUUAUAUGGACCAGUUGUUUCCAUCAAUACGGUCGUAGGCAAGCCGCUGGAAGUCGGGCAAGAACAUGAUGUAACUUACGACCGCGAAACAAACGGAAAACCAUUAUUGCAAGGACCUCACGGUUCCUAUAACACCAGACCUUACGAAUUGCCCAUAAUACAAGGCAAACCUUUCGGUGUUUACAAUGGCUACGUGGAUCCGGCCACUCCUUACGGAUACAAGCAACAAGAGGUCAAUAAACCCGAUUACGAAAUAGUUCACGGUAUACCCGCUCCAUAUAAUGAAGAUGCAAAACCAACUACGACCAAGAAGACGCAAGGCGGACAAGUCACGACACUGAACUCACUCGAACGCGACGAUACUAUUGAUUUGAAGCCACCGGCGAUUAUACCUCAAUUCGGCGUUGAAGUAGACAGGCCCGGAAGACCGUAUUCUAGACCGAUUAGGCCUGAUCAAAGACCCGGUUUGACUCGGAUCAAACCAGAGAUAUUAACGAAACCGCCGAUUAAAUUAGAAGUUAGACCCGAUUACAGUGUAAAACGUCCGGAAAAUGUCAAACCGAAUACCGCGGAAAUUUUUGUCAAUCAAACAUUGAAUCACGGAAUAAAAUUAAAUAAUGAUCUUCAUAAUUGGAACGUAGACGUAGCGGUCCCGGAUAUUGUAAAGUCUCAACAGAAAAUAUCGACCGGACAUGAUUUCCGGAUUUCCGAAACGAAAACAGCUGAGAAUAAAAAUAGAACUACAUCUCGUCCGACUGCUGUCGGCAAUAAACGUCCAAGCGUCGUUCGACCGGAGCAUGGAACGUUCACGAGGGUGCACCCGGAAUAUCCUCACAUUUUGACGAAACCGAAGCCUCAAGUGCCGGAGCCGGUAAUCGUUUCAAGCGGUACUGCGGGACUGGAAACGCACGGUCGCCCGAACAAGUUCUCCAUGUCGGUCGAGGCUACGGGCGAGGAAAUGGACAGUAAGACGCAAACCGAGCGGCCACCCAGUAUGUUAGUCACGAAAAAUAAUCCACCGCAUAAUAAAAAGAACGAUGAAACUCUGGACACGGCGUACCAGACGAACUUUGCCUCCUCGGAUUCUCAAGGCGAGCAGGACAAAAUCAAGGAAACGAACGUUCCCUCUAGAACCAUGAUGCCGCCGCCUCUGAACGUGGGAUCAAAUCAAUCGAAGAAGAAAGAUCAAGAGGGACUUAAACCACCGCCACCGCCGUCGAGCGACGUGCUCGGACUUUCGCCACCCCCGGUGGACAUCACUACAACUCAUGUGCCGGUAGAGGAUAGAUUCGCUUUAAUGACGACCGAUGAGUCAGGCUUGAAGCCGCCGAAAUAUGUACCUUUGAAAGAAUCGACGGCGGUUGCACGACCCAGCACAAAUAUGGUUCCGCCCAACCCGAGACCGUCGCUCACAAGACCUUUCCUCGUAGAAUUAUUGUCGCAGGACAUGGUGCCGCCGCCACCGAUAUUGACAACUACGAGACCGCUCGAGAUUGCUACUGUGAGACCAGCUGUCGCGGUUUCCGGUUCCAUACAGAUAGCCACUGCCGUCGCGACGUCUCAUAUCCCGGUAAUCCAGGAUAUCGAAUCAAAAAUCCCAAUUAUUCACGGCACCGUCGACCUGCCAGUCGUAGUCGACGUCCCCGAGAUCCUCAGGUCUGUGGAAACGCGAAGGACCGAACACGUUAGCAUUUACACCGUGCGACCGUUUGAUACAAGACCCGUGUCUAGAAUCCCCAUUCAAUCGACAUCGACGUUGUCCACAAAUAUAGUAAUACCGACAAAGCUGCGACCACCUCAAGUAGAUCACAUUCACCCGAGCAGAUCAUCGACGAUCCAUCGCGAUGUCGAUCCGACGAGAACGUACGUUUUGGACAUCCCACCAAAUCCUGUUAAGCGACCCGAACAUCCGGUAUUCUUGGAAUCCAGCCACGAGAGCGUUCUACCGUCGACGAGAGUGGAGCCUACCGAGUCUUUGACAUUCAUCGUAGGAACGGAUAAAAACCAGCAUUCGACGAUAUCGAACGUCAAGACGCAAAGACCGCAAGUAACCGAAUACAGUAUCGUGAAUAAAACGGCGGACAAAGAAUCAUCCGUGGUCGUCACUAGAGUCGAUAGUUCGAUCACUAAAGUAACCAGUACGUUGAUACCAACGCCGGGCAAUAAGACGCGUUCCGAGGCAAGCAACUCGACCACGCAGUUUACGAAGAACAUUAUAAAGACCCCCAGUACCGUCGUCAGGGAUCAAUCCAACGCCACUAUACGUACGAAGCCAAAAGAGGUGACACGAUUCAAAACAUCGACAGUGACGAGAACUAAAACAUCGGUGUUGGGCUCACCGCCAACGACGAGAACGCUUUUACUCACGCACACGAUGACCACGACGACUGUCGAGACUGUGACGGAAACGUUGCUGCGUCCGACAAGCGUGGUGUCCACGAUAACUUCGACGAUUUUACAACCAAUCGUUACGAGGGUACCCUCGACGUACGACAACGUAGCGGAUAAUGACUCCAUAUUUGUCGUGAUGAGCGAUCAGAACCCACCUGCGCCCGGAGCAGAAGAGUUAAUCUUCUCUUAUCAAAUAUAAAAAUUACAUAGACGGCAUAUUUCGCUUGAAUUUUAGGUGGAGGCUGAAUACGGGGAAGAAGUUUCUCGCGACGAGCAGGAUCCAACGGGCAACGAAAUUCACAGAGUACUUUCGGGUGGAGUGCUUGGCGCGCCGAUAGUACCUCUCACGCCAGUUGCGAGCCAAUGCACACCGGAGUGUAAAUCAACCAAAUCUGAGAUAUGCGCCGAAGUAGGAACCGAGAUGAGGUGCGUCUGUCGGCCAGGGUUCGCGAGAAUGUUCCCGGAUCGCCCUUGCAAACCGACCUACACGUACACGUUGCGCGUCGGUCUGGAUCGCAUCGGUCAUGAAUUCGUGGCGUAUGACACCGCCUUAAACGACUCUACGUCGGCAACUUACAAACGUCUGGUAGUUCCGACGAAGGAUGCUUUGGAUAGAACUUUAAUGCAGAGCGACUUGAGAGAUGUGUACAGAGGCCUCAAGAUCGCUGGAUUCAUCCCGGAUCCUACAAAGGUCGAGUUUCACGUGCAGCUGAGCGAUAACGCUAACGAGACCAGAUUGAAGGAGGUCCUUCGGAAAUAUUUAGUCGGAAGCAAUUACAGCUUAGGCGGCACAGAGGUCUACGCUUCAAAGAAUCUUGAUUCGAUCGAGGCGGCCGAUUUUGACGAAUGCGCUUCCAAGGAGGGCGGCCCGCAUCACGACUGUUCGCCCCACGCGGCGUGCUUCAACUUACGAGGAUCCUAUCAAUGUUCAUGUAGAGAAGGCUGGGCUGAUUUAUCGGAAAAUCCAGCAUAUCCCGGAAGAGUGUGCUCACAGGCACCACUGGGAUGUGCUGGCUGCAAUAAUAAAGGUCAUUGCGUCACCAAUUCUCUCGGUCAAGACGUAUGCGAGUGCUUCCCUUGGCACAGCGGUCAACGAUGUCAAGUUAAUCUCAAAGUACUGUUAAUAGCUCUAGUGACGACCGGCGCAAUUCUGCUGGGUCUCCUAGCGAUCUGUGUGGGAAUGACGUGCUUCCGUCAUCCGGGACGCGAUCGGAAAACCGGCGAUAGACGGGCAAUGAUUCCCGGAACGGGUGGUGAUACCAGCAGCGAAGGUAGCGUCACUGACUUGGCGAUACCUCAUCACGUACCCCACGUUUUACCACCGCCGCCGCAAAUGCUAGCUCCCUUGCCACCGAACAAACGACCAGUUCGUAAGAUUAGCGCGAAACCUCGUCAUCCACCCAGAAAAGCUACUAUGAUGCCCGCAGCGAUGCCGAUCAACGACGAACAGCGUGAUCGCUCUUUAACGGUAAUGAUCCCACGCGCGAAAUAUCGAUCGGCGCCGCAAUCACCGCAAAAUUACAAUAAGACCAUCAUGAGUACGUUCGCCGCUGAGGAACACAAACUCAUAAGCUAUCUCGACAAUGGCACGAGCCAUUGUCCCGCUAAUAGGAAACAAAGUAUAUCUAGCACGAAGGACUGCAAAGAAGCUGAUUUUCAAGGCGCGAGAAACCCGAUGACACCCACGGGUGCUCUCGUGAGUGCCGGAUUUCAGGUAUCAGCGACGGUGACCCGUACCAUGGACGCUGAAUCCACCCUGGCGCGUUCAUGCGGCGAGACCACUGUGGAACCAGCGACGAAGGUACUGAGGAGCGGAGAUCUUCAGGUUGAUCUCGACUCGACACUGGCCCGCUCGUGCGGCGAGACAACCAUCCAAGCUCCGACGAAGCUCCUCAGAUUGGACCUAGGCGAGGCUGGUUCCACUCUGGCGAGAUCGUGCGGCGAAACGACGAUCCAACCGCCGACAAAAGUCGCCGCCGCCCGAAGGAACAGCGUCAAGGAUAACAGGGAUAACAGGGAUACCAGAGACAGCGCCAGCGAGGGUCACACCAUGGCUGAGCGUGACUUAGGCAGCACAUUGAGACUUCCAGCGCAACACCCGCCAUUGUACAGCCCGGAUAGGACUAGCGAUCGAGAAUCCAACUUCGAUUCUCUAUAAACACUCAAACGAGAACGAGUCACGACGGGAAGAUUGAUUGUGGACGAAGCCGCUGGACGGUAUUCUCCGAUUAGAUUUAUGGAAUCAUUGUACGUCGAAAUCUGCCGCUAUCAAAACACGCGAAGGAACAUAUUUCAUUUCAUAUCGUUUUAUUUAUUUAUCGCGAUUGUUAUAUGUUUUUAGCUUUUAUUCUUAUUACGGUACAUUUACUUGCCAUGUGU
This is a messenger RNA of Temnothorax curvispinosus, 18023 nucleotides long. RefSeq names its product mucin-12. The record is from RefSeq and is a predicted model, not a curated record. Lineage: Eukaryota; Metazoa; Arthropoda; Insecta; Hymenoptera; Formicidae. Gene Ontology annotation, molecular function: calcium ion binding.